This is a messenger RNA of Pipistrellus nathusii (Nathusius's pipistrelle), 2385 nucleotides long. Lineage: Eukaryota; Metazoa; Chordata; Mammalia; Chiroptera; Vespertilionidae. The record is from the annotation of a GenBank genome assembly.
AUGAAGAAGCAGUUCAACCGCAUGAAGCAGCUGGCCAACCAGACCGUGGGCAGAGCUGAGAAAACAGAAGUCCUCAGUGAAGAUCUGCUACAGAUCGAACGGCGUCUGGAUGCGGUGCGGUCAAUGUGCCAUCACUCUCACAAGCGCCUGACGGCAUGCUUCCAGGGCCAGCAUGGCACGGACACCGACAAGAGACACAAAAAGCUCCCUCUGACAGCUCUCGCUCAGAACAUGCAAGAGGCCUCGACACAGCUAGAGGACUCUCUCCUGGGGAGGAUGCUGGAGACGUGUGGAGAUGCCGAGAAUCAGCUGGCUCUCGAACUCUCUCAGCACGAGGUCUUUGUUGAGAAGGAGAUUGUGGACCCCCUGUGUGUCAUAGCAGAGGUGGAGAUUCCCAACAUCCAGAAACAGAGGAAACAGCUUGCCAAGUUGGUGUUAGACUGGGACUCAGUCAGAGCCAGGUGGAACCAGGCUCACAAAUCUUCAGGAACCAACUUUCAGGGGCUUCCAUCAAAAAUAGACACUCUGAAGGAAGAGAUGGACGAAGCUGGGAAUAAAGUAGAACAGUGCAAGGACCAGCUGGCAGCAGACAUGUACAGCUUCAUGGCCAAAGAGGGGGAGUACAGCAAGUUCUUUGUCACGUUAUUAGAAGCCCAAGCAGAUUACCAUAGAAAAGCAUUAGCAGUCUUAGAAAAGGCCCUUCCCGAAAUGCAAGCCCAUCAAGAUAAGUGGGCGGAGAAGCCAGCCUUCGGGACUCCGUUGGAGGAACACCUGAAGCGGAGUGGCCGGGAGAUCGCGCUGCCCAUCGAAGCCUGUGUGAUGCUGCUGCUGGAGACGGGCAUGAAGGAGGAGGGCCUUUUCCGAAUUGCGGCUGGGGCCUCCAGAUUAAAGAAACUGAAAGCUGCCUUAGACUGUUCUACUUCUCACCUGGAUGAGUUCUAUUCCGACCCCCAUGCUGUAGCAGGUGCUUUGAAAUCCUACCUACGGGAGCUGCCCGAACCGCUGAUGACCUUUCAUCUGUAUGAAGAGUGGACGCAAGUGGCCAGUGUGCAGGAUCAAGACAAAAAACUUCAAGAUUUAUGGCGAAUAUGUCAGAAGUUGCCACCACAAAAUUUUGUUAACUUUAGGUAUUUAAUCAAGUUCCUCGCAAAGCUUGCUCAGACCAGCGACGUUAAUAAAAUGACCCCCAGCAACAUUGCCAUUGUCUUAGGCCCUAACUUGUUGUGGGCCAGAAAUGAAGGGACGCUGGCUGAGAUGGCAGCCGCCACCUCUGUGCACGUGGUCGCGGUCAUCGAGCCCAUCAUUCAGCACGCCGACUGGUUCUUCCCUGGAGAGGUGGAAUUUAAUGUGUCAGAAGCAUUCGUACCUGUUGCCCCCCCAAACUCCAACCACUCAUCCCACACUGGAAAUGAAUCUGACUCGGGGACCCUGGAGAGGAAGCGACCGGCCAGCAUGGCGGUGAUGGAAGGGGACUUGGUGAAGAAGGAGAGUCCUCCCAAACCCAAGGACUCUGCAGCUGCAGCCUUGCCCACGCCGGCCCCGGGAAGAAACAGCAGUCAGGUGGCCAGUGGCCAGGGGCAGGGGCAGGGGCAGCCCCUUGCCGGCUCCCACCAGCUCUCUGUCAGCCCAGCGCACAGCUCCACCGGCUCCAGUCCUCAUGCUUUGCGGCGAGCUGUUAAGAAACCUGCUCCAGCACCCCCGAAACCAGGAAACCCACCUCCUGGCCAGCCCGCGAGCCAGAACGCCCCAGGGACAGCGCAGCAGACACCCAGCUUGUCACUGAAGUCAGCCACUGGAAACCCGUCUCCUCCCAUCCCGCACGCAGGCCCAGCCCCCGGGCAGCCGUGCACCACCUCACAGCUGGGUGGGCCCCGGAGAGCCUCGGGCAGUCUGGCUCCUAUGCAGGCACCCAGUCACCCUCCGCCGCAGCCCCCCACGCAGGCGCCACAGUCACAGGCCAGGCCGGGGGAGCAGGGCCUGGAGCAGCCCGCACACACCCCCCCCAGGACGCCCACCCCCCCCAGCACUCCGCCCUUAGCUAAGCAGAGCCCGGGCCUCCUGGCCACCCAGCACCCUGUGGCGGGCCACCCCGAGACUGCACAGCCACAUGCCGGGACCUUACCGAGACCGAGACCAGUUCCAAAGCCCAGGAACCGACCCAGCGUGCCCCCACCCCCGCACCCUCCUGGGGCCCACCCAGCAGCUGAUGGCAGCCUCUCCGGCGCAGCGCCUACUGCCUCCAAGAUAGUGACGGACGCCAAUUCGAGGGUGUCAGAACCGCUUCGCGGCGUCUUUCCCGACCUGCACUCAGACUCAGACAGCAAAGACCUGCCCGGCCGCCUCUUGUUGGACAUGGACAAUGACACAGAAAGCACCGCCCUGUGA